This is a messenger RNA of Belonocnema kinseyi, 2314 nucleotides long. RefSeq names its product MTOR-associated protein MEAK7. The transcript has 2 exons. Bases 226 to 1569 code for a protein of 447 amino acids. Lineage: Eukaryota; Metazoa; Arthropoda; Insecta; Hymenoptera; Cynipidae. The record is from RefSeq and is a predicted model, not a curated record.
AGAGUCAUAACCUAAAAAUAUUUUAUUCACCGAGAUUUUAUGUGCGUGUUAAAAGUGUUCUAUUGUCACACGUGAUCAAUUUGUCGCGUGAUUAUAGCAAGAUCAAUGUUUAAAAUGUUUUCAUAAAAUUGAGAAUUCACCUGGAAUUGAGAUACGAGAGGUUUUUGAAAAGGAAAAAAAUUAUAUGGAACAACCACUUUAGAGGGUACAGCUGUUGUAAAAAAGAUGGGCCAUGGAUCGAGUCGCUCAGCUUCCUCCGCAAACAUUCUGUCAGCAGAUGAGUUAAUCCUGGUUGAAAAUCUUUUCAAGUCUAUGUCUCGAAGUUCGGGUUCGAUCAAACGAGAAGACAUUUUCAAACACUGGUCAACACACCUCGACGAUGUUCUUCUCCAAUUCGUCGUUCGAUUUCUCUGUCACGAGCCCGGAAAGCGAACCUCUGCCGUCAACGGGGAAAAUUUCGGUCGUCUUUAUGUCUAUGCAGUUCGGGGUAAUCCUGAAGAACGUACCAGUCUCAUAUUUCAUGGUUAUUUCGAGGAUGAGCAGAAAUACGAAAUACCUGCCGCAACUUUCCUCCAAUAUGUGGAAAGCACCAUCAGUUCCUACUUGAGGAUACAGAAAAAUUGCGCAAACACUCAUUACCAGAGCUGGAGUAACAUCGGUUGCAAUGUCAAUGCAAGAAGAAUCAUCAUGCGAGCUAAAAGUCUCUGCGAGGAAAUUCUGCAAUACGGAGAUUCCUUAACAGUUGAUCAAAUAGACAACUGGUUCAGCCAAGCAGCUACUUUCAAACUCAUCCAGUCGCACGUUUUCCAGUCUCUCUUCCUUGUGUCUCAAAAGAAAAGUGACAAGAACACAGCUACGCGUGUCCACGACUUGAAUCUCUUGCCGAUCUGCAAAGGACUCGAGAACAUUCCACACUUUCCCAGCAUCCUCGGGAUUGGAGAUGUGCUAUUUCUGAAUCUGAGUUUGCCACACGAGUUGCGAAACGAGUGGAGAUUUUUAUUCUCCAGUCAGGUUCACGGUGAAUCGUUUUCGACGAUGCUGGGUAGAAUUCAGAUGCAGGGUGCGACAAUCAUCAUCGUCCAGGAUACUGAUGACCAUGUCUUUGGAGGAUUCGCUACUGACAGCUGGAUGCUAAGUCCAAAUUUUAAGGGAAAUGCGUCCUGCUUUCUGUUUAAACUCAAUCCGGACAUCCUAACAUUCCCGGCUACCAACUACAAUAAUCAUUACCAGUAUUUGAAUCUUCAUCAGCAGACGAUGCCGAAUGGUUUGCUAAUGGGAGGUCAGUUUAACUAUCCAGGUUUGUGGCUGGAUUGCGAAUACGGGACGGGAAAGUCGAGUGUUUCGUGCACGACUUUUCAGAAUUACUUUCAACUGAGCAGCAAAGAGGACUUUCAUAUAAAGCACUGCGAGAUCUGGGGUGUGGGACCAGUGCCGGAGUCCGAAGAGGAAUUAAGGGAUCCCAGAUCAAUUUUGGAUCAGAAUCCAGUAUCGAAGGUUUUGCUCGAGCUUUCCGGGCGGAAAAUGUACAGCGAUGGCAUGCGGGAAGAGAGGGAAGAGAGGGAAACCUGAGGGUCGUUUAGAAGGUUGAGUAAGCGCGUUUUCUUCGUGAAGAACUGAAUGCGCAUACGAGACUUUCGUUUAAAAUCAGACUUUUUAGUCUUAAGAAGACAUAGACUUGUUUUCAGAAACAUUAAUCGGCUUUAAGGCAAAUGCGGGUAUGAAGAUGCCAUUCAAUAUCAGACUUUAGACUUAUUCUUUUUCGUUGAAAAGUCUACUACUACUACAUUUUUUGUUCAGAAUUCAUCUUUUUUUUUUUGUAAAAAUUUAAUUAUUUGGUUGAAAUUUUAAUUAUAUUGUUUGUUGCAAAUUCUGUUCUAUGGCUGUAAUCUCUGGGAAUGAAAAUUCAUCUUUGGUGGGAAAGACGUCUUUUUGGGUUUAUGGUUUAGAAAUCAUCUUUUUUAGUUGAAAGUUAAUUCUUUUUCUUUGAAAAAUUUACUUUGUUAAAAAUUAUUUUGUUCUUAUUGAAGACUCAUCGCUGAUUCAAAAUUCCUUUCAUUUGAUUGGAAAUUAAUUGUUUUAUUUAAAAAUUCAAUUGUUUUGUAGAAUUUUUGUUGAAAAUACGUUUUUUAAACUCAACUAAUUGCUGUUUGGUUAAGAAUGAAUUUUUGUGUGGAAAUUAAACAAUUUUGUUCAAACGUCAUCUUUUUACUUGCAAUUUUAACAGUCUGAUAAAAAAUUGAACGUUUUGGUUCAAAAUUAACUUAUUUUCGGUUUAAAAUUCAUAUCUUUGGAUUAAACAUUCAACUGUUUUUUU